AUGUCCGACCUCCUCUCCCUCUUUGGCUGGACAUUCCUGCCCAACCUCGUCACCGGCUGGGCGCAAUCGCUCUACUACGGCAUCACCAUCCGCGCCGGCUCGCCGCGCCCGACCCCAGGCACCCCUCGAUACGCCGAACACCGCCGCCGCAUCCACAUCCUGGUCGUGACUGUCUACCUCCUCUACACAAUCUACGAAGCCCACUACGAGCUCGUCGUGCGCGGCUCCAACUUCUACGGCGACCUAGGCGUCAGCCCCGACGCGAGCGGGCGCGAGAUCAAGUCCCGCUUCCGCCGCCUAGCGGCGCUUUACCACCCCGAUAAAGUCACAGGCCAGCAACAGAGCCAAGAGGAGGUCAAUAAUUACUUUGUGCACCUGAAGACGGCAGUGGACACGCUCACGGACCCCGUGCGCCGGUUUGCGUACGAGCGGUUCGGCGUCGAUGCUGUUGCUUGGGCGGGGCCGAAUGGAAACGGCAAGGGAGGAUGUAAAACCCACCAUGACUUCGUCAUGCGCGGCGCGCAGAUGUUGUUGUCGUACUACGGCCUCGCGGCCGCGGUGCUGUACGGGCUUGGGCUCUUGGGAUAUCUGACCUGGGGAAGGUACGAGCGGUGGUUGGUGCUGGCGAGCAUGUUUGUGUGGGAGGCGCACACGGUCAUGAGCCCGGGGAGGCCGGCGGUGUUUGAGCACUUCUUGAAUCCGCUACUGCAGAGGGUGACGGGGGUGGUGGGCAGGUAUUACCUGCCGUUCCAGGCGGUGGCGCUGAUGAGGAAGGUCAGCGUUACGGUGUACAUUGCUAUUUCGCAGAUUGGGCCGUUGUUGACAGCGGAUACGUCGAAUGGGCAGCUGGUUCCGAAGAAUAAUGGCGCGGGAGGCGACCAGGAGGAGCUGCUGAAGCAAGGGCUGGAAAGGCUGGAGAUGAUGAGCAAGGGGUUGGACCUGGAUACGUCGAGGCUGGUGGAGCUGGAGAUGGCGCCGUUUGCGGGCGAUCAGGAGGCGCUGAGCAGUAUGAGGGGGAAGAUCAAGGAGUGGUUGGUGCAGAAUACGAUUAGGAACGAUCCUAUGGUUCGGGAUGCGUUGGGGAGGGGGUUGCAGAGGAGAAGGGUAGAUGCGCCCGCUGGAGCAAGGGGGACGAAGUAA
Molecule: messenger RNA, 1140 nt
Organism: Sordaria macrospora k-hell
Lineage: Eukaryota; Fungi; Ascomycota; Sordariomycetes; Sordariales; Sordariaceae
Source: RefSeq, a predicted model, not a curated record